Cyclopterus lumpus (lumpfish) is the source of this 339-nucleotide messenger RNA. Its product is annotated as T-cell surface glycoprotein CD3 zeta chain-like. The coding region runs from base 1 to 339 and encodes 112 amino acids. The record is from RefSeq and is a predicted model, not a curated record. Gene Ontology annotation, biological process: cell surface receptor signaling pathway. Gene Ontology annotation, molecular function: transmembrane signaling receptor activity. Gene Ontology annotation, cellular component: membrane. Lineage: Eukaryota; Metazoa; Chordata; Actinopteri; Perciformes; Cyclopteridae. The transcript is spliced from 6 exons.
AUGACCAUGUACAGCCCUCAGCUGUGCUACAUCCUGGAUGGCUUCCUCGGCCUCUACGGACUCAUCAUCACCGCCAUGUUCAUCAAGGAGAAGUUCUUUAGAACCAAAGUGAAGGGAGCUGAGGAGAUCGUCUACAGCGAUUUAGAGGGUCAGAGCUCUGGAACUUACACUCAGUUGACAAGACCAAGGGGUCUGAGCGGACGUCCAGAAGGAGAAUACAAAGAGCUUCCUGUUAAAAGAGAACGGCAGAGAAAGAACGAGCAGGUUUACCAGGGUCUGAGCGCCGCCACCAGAGACACCUACGACUCCCUGCAGAUGCAGCCUCUUCCUGCUCGCUAA